Rubroshorea leprosula is the source of this 1612-nucleotide messenger RNA. The record is from the annotation of a GenBank genome assembly. NCBI's taxonomy places the organism in Eukaryota, Viridiplantae, Streptophyta, Magnoliopsida, Malvales, Dipterocarpaceae.
GUGUGGAAGUUUGCUUCACCAACCUAGCUAGUUGUGGGCUAGGAUUACUUUGUUGAAAUCAUGCAAGAUUGCAUGUUGAGCCAUUUAAUGAACAAAGAAAAUCAUGGACGGGUAGUAAUGAGGCAAAGAAAAAUGGUGCAUGGGUGGUUGGAUUUUUCACUAUAAAUACCCAUGCAUACAAAGACAAUGGGCAAGCAAGAGUAAGAGAAAGCAAGAGAAAUUGAGGGAGAGCUCUUGUGAGAGAAAAGAAAGAGAGAAAUUGUGAGAAAUCCUUGUGUAGAUUAAGAGAGAGUAUUAGGGAGAAUUUGGGAGUUUCUAUAGAUUGAAGCUAGGAGUUGAGAGCUUCUUAAGUGAGAGAACUUCCAAAUUAUUGUACUCUUUUUCUUAAUAGUGGAUUUAUUUCUCUCUUUCCCGUGGACGUAGACUUGUUGAGAGGUGAAUAAGUCGAACCACGUUAAAUUAUUGUCUCAAUUUCUUUAUUGCUUCCGUUUGUGUGGGAUUGUGGUGCUCGAAAUUCCCAACAAGUGGUAUCAGAGCUAUUGGUAGAGCUCCUAGUGUUGUGGCGAAAUGCAAACUGAAGCCAUGAAGUAUUCAAUUGAGCUAUUUGAUGGCAAGAAUGACUUUGCUCUAUGGCAAAGCACUAUGAAGGAUGUCCUUACUUGUCAAGGACUUGAUGCAGCUUUAGAAGAGACCAAGCCAGUUGAGGUGAGGGAUAGUGAUUGGAGUACUAUCCAAAAGAAGGCAGCAAGUCAAAUUCGGCUGGCGCUUGCACCGGAGGUGAAAUACAAUGUCCUUUUAGAGACUACUCCAAUAGGCAUGUGGAGAAAGCUUGAAGAGAUAUAUGCUUCAAAAUCUUUAACCAAUCGAUUGUGUUUAAAGAUGGAGCUAUAUCAAUUGAAGAUGGCAGAAGGCACAAAUAUUCAUAAGCACUCAUCUGAUUUCAACAUGAUGGUGACACAAGUAGUGAAUGCCGGGGAUGUUCUAGAAGAAGAGGAAAAAGCUUUGCUUUUACUUGCAUCCUUGCCAAAGUCUUACAAGUCCCUAGUGCAGAGCAUGCUAGUGGGUAAGACUACUUUGGUGAUGAAAGAUGUCACAUCCAUGUUGUUGGAGAAUGAUAAGUUUCUUGGGGAGGAUGAUGGUGCCAAUCAAACUAAUGCUUUGGUGAUGGAGCACUCUCAGGGAAGAUCCAAUGGACGUGGAGGUGGAGGAAAUCGAGAAAGGUCGAAAUCCAGACCUAAGAAGGAUUAUGGUGAAGUGCAGUGUUUUUAUUGUGGUGAGUUGGGUCACAAACAAUAUAAAUGCCCAAAGUUUAAGGAGGACUUUUCUAAUAUGAAAAUAUUGAUGAAAAGUCAAGAAACCAAGGGCAAGGGGGAGGCUAAUAUUGUUGAAGAAAAUGUGGUUGAAAUAUUAGCUUGUGAAGAGUGUGAUCCUGAGGUGGAGCAAAACAAUCAAAGAUGGAUUUUGGACUCCGCUGCAACCAUGCAUGUGUGCAAUAAUCCUUCGGAAUUAUGUGCUUGUAGUUAAGUCAUUGCCAAGCAUACAAAAUUUCCUAUUGUAAUUUAAUUUCUAUUUAGUUUGUUUACAAGGGUUCGAAUAUACCACAUACUCCCAU